Messenger RNA from Ectocarpus sp. CCAP 1310/34, 756 nucleotides. The record is from the annotation of a GenBank genome assembly. NCBI's taxonomy places the organism in Eukaryota, Phaeophyceae, Ectocarpales, Ectocarpaceae.
CCAGAGUCAGAUUCGUGUGCAAGAGGAGAAACUCAAGUCAUUGCGCAUGCGUUCGAAUGAGAAUCCCUCCAUCUUCUUUACAUCUAUGAGAGAGACGCUUGGUGUGCUUCAGAUGCUGGAAGUUAAGAAAGAUGACAGAGAGGUAUGCAACCUGAUGCUCGAGGGAUUGUCACAUGAGUAUAAGACCCUGCGUGAAACUCUGGUGGUGUUCUGUCCGAAUGAACCGUCGUUCAUAGAGACUAAAGUGCGUGAGAGGUAUCUCGACUUGCUGACUCAACCUGGUCCGAAGAAACACAGUGUUGCACUCAUGUCUAGACCUGUGAGGAAGAGUGCGAAGAAGCAGAACCAGAAGUCAAAGUCUAACUCCGAGUCUGAUUCGUCUAAGAAAAAGAUUUUUCAGGGGAAGUGUUUCAAGUGUGGGGAGAAGGGUCACUUGAAGAUGGACUGCCUGGCUCGUGUGAUAGCUCAUCCCUCUCAGACCGGACCAUCCGAGGACGACAAGGAUGAGAACGGUGAGAAGUCUGACUUGGUGUUGUUGUUAUCUCAAGCCAACUCAAGCGAAUGGAGUGGUGGCAAGUACAUUGCAGCAAUGUAUGCCAAAAUCAUGCAGAAGUGGCAGGAGUCCCGUGAGCAGUAGAAAUGAUGCUGUUUUGGAACACCAUGAUACCAUGCAUCUUGAAGCGUUGUAUACCGAAGCAGAGGAUGAGUUGAAGAAGUACGUCGGCAGUGACCGUGUUGUCCGUGAUUCUAUUCGCG